AUGAAUCUGGUCAACGCCGCCCUUGACUUUUUCAUGCCGCCGGCUAGCUUGCUGAUGCUGGCCUUUGCAUGGCCGACUCUGUUUUUGGUCAACGCGGGCGAGAGGAUUUACAAGAGUUACUACGACAGUGAAAACAUGGACAGCAAAGUGGUGCUCAUCACUGGUGCCUCCUCUGGCAUUGGAGAGCAAAUCGCGUAUCAAUACGCACAGCGGGGAGCAAAUCUAGUGCUCGUUGCACGAAGGGAAAACAGGCUGAGAGUAAUAAGCGAGAACGCGAGGCAUUUGGGGGCUCCCAAUGUGUUGAUAAUGGCUACUGAUGUUGUCAAGGAAGAUGAAUGUAGGAGAUUCGUAAAUGAGACAAUCAGCUAUUUUGGACGUUUGGAUCAUCUAGUGAAUACUGUGAGUCUAGGGCAUACCUUCUACUUCGAGGAAGCUAAUGAUUCGAGCGUGUUCCCCCUUUUAAUGGAUAUAAAUUUCUGGGGUAAUGUGUACCCGACUUAUGUGGCGCUACCUUAUUUGCGGGAGAGUAAUGGGCGUAUCAUAGUGAAUGCUUCAGUCGAGAACUGGUUGCCCCUUCCUAGGAUGAGCUUGUACUCUGCUGCGAAAUCGGCACUGAUGACGUUGAGGUUUGAAGUGAAAGAUGAGGUCGGGAUAACUGUAGCAACCCAUGGUUGGAUCGGAACUGAGAUUGCUGGCGGCAAGUUUAUGGUCGAAGAAGGUGCUGAGAUGCAGUGGAAAGAGGAACGGGAAGUACACGUGUCGGGUGGCGCGGUGGACGAGUUUGCAAAGCUGAUAGUGGCGGGGGCAUGCAGGGGGGACCCGUACGUGAAGUACCCGAGCUGGUACGACAUAUUCUUCAUGUAUCGAGUUUUUGCUCCGAAAGUUCUCUACUGGACCUUCCGGUUCCUCCUAACUAACGGCGGUGUGAAAAGAGCGACUUCGUAUAUUGGCACCGGGCGGCCGCUCAUAGAGGCGGCUGACGCCGCCUCUCCUCCCCGGAAACACCUCUAUCUGGAGGCGGCAUCUCCGCCUCGGAGCUUCUAUGGGAGCCCACUGACUUCCUCACAAGGGUCUUACCAGAGGAAAUAG
Molecule: messenger RNA, 1089 nt
Organism: Striga hermonthica
Lineage: Eukaryota; Viridiplantae; Streptophyta; Magnoliopsida; Lamiales; Orobanchaceae
Source: the annotation of a GenBank genome assembly